UCUGCCUCCAGCAGAGAGCAGUGCGUGGUUGGAUGUGAGCGCUACCGACCUGUCUCGACUUCCAGAUCGAAGAUGGCGGUCUCGGUGUUCCCCGGCGUGCGCCUCCUCUCCAUUGGAGACGCGAAUGGAGACAUACAGCGGCACUCAGAGCAGCAGCCUCUACGGUUAGAAGUCAAAACCACGCAAGAUGCUGCCCUCAUCAAUCUCUCCAAUGGAGAGGAGGCAAGUGUGUUCAAGUGUUCGGUUUCCAGGGAGACAGAGUGCAGCCGCGUGGGGAAGCAGUCAUUCAUCAUCACACUGGGCUGCAACAGUGUCCUGCUGCAGUUCUCCUCACCUGCAGACUUUCAGUCCUUUUAUAAUCUCCUGAAGAACUGUCGUGGGCAUUUUGCUGAGCGCUCAGUCUUCAGUGACAGAACAGAGGAGUCCUCUGCUGUACAGUACUUCCAGUUUUAUGGCUACCUCUCCCAGCAACAGAACAUGAUGCAGGACUACGUUCGGACAGGGACUUACCAACGGGCUAUUCUCCAAAACCACACUGACUUCAAAGACAAGGUAACCUUAUACUAGUGGUGCCUGGAUGUUGGUUGUGGCUCGGGGAUCCUCUCUUUCUUUGCAGCUCAAGCUGGAGCCAGGAAGGUCUAUGCUGUGGAGGCCAGCACCAUGGCACAGCACGCCGAGGUUCUGGUGAACAGUAACCGUUUAGGGGAGCGUGUAGUCGUCAUCCCAGGGAAGGUAGAGGAAGUGACGCUGCCAGAGCAGGUUGACAUCAUCAUCUCAGAACCAAUGGGCUACAUGUUGUUCAAUGAGCGCAUGCUGGAGAGCUACCUGCAUGCCAAGAAGUUCCUCAAACCCAAUGGUAAAAUGUUCCCCACCAUCGGAGAUGUCCACCUGGCCCCCUUUACAGAUGAGCAGCUCUACAUGGAGCAAUUCACCAAGGCCAACUUCUGGUACCAGCCCUCCUUUCAUGGUGUGGAUCUGUCUGCCCUUCGGGGAGCAGCUGUGGAUGAGUAUUUCCGCCAGCCAAUUGUGGACACAUUUGAUAUCCGUAUUCUGAUGGCCAAGUCGGUCAAAUACACAGUCAACUUCCUGGAGGCCAAAGAAGAGGAUCUUUACAGGAUAGAGAUUCCCUUUAAGUUCCAUAUGAUGCACUCUGGCCUGGUUCACGGCCUAGCUUUCUGGUUUGAUGUGGCAUUUAUGGGAUCAGUGAUGACAGUAUGGCUGUCCACAGCACCCACAGAGCCUCUCACCCACUGGUACCAGGUGCGCUGUCUGCUGCAGUCUCCCCUCUUCACCAAGGCUGGGGAUACACUGUCUGGCACCGCAGUGCUGGUGGCCAACAAGAGACAAAGCUAUGACAUCAGUAUUGUUGCCCAGGUGGACCAGACAGGAUCAAAGUCCAGCAACCUCCUGGACUUGAAGAACCCCUUUUUCAGGUACACAGGCACCACCCCCAACCCUCCUCCUGGCUCACACUACACCUCCCCAUCUGAGAAUAUGUGGAACACGGGGGCAGCCUACAGCAUGAGUCAGGGGAUGGCUGUAUCAGGGAUGCCUGCAGCUUAUGACCUCAGCACAGUCAUUGGCAGCGGCCCGUCAGUAUCUCACAACAACCUCAUCCCCCUAGUGAACACAGGGAUUGUAAACCACACCCACUCCAGGAUGGGCUCCAUCAUGAGCACAGGAAUUGUCCAGGGAGCCACUACAGGUCAGUCGGGCCCAAGCAGCAGUGGUACUUACUAUCCCGUCACCAACCAGUUCACCAUGGGUGGCGCUGCCAUCUCCAUGGCCUCACCUAUGGUCAUCCCCAGCAACACCAUGCAUUAUGGCAGUUAAGACGAGGACUUCAGAGACCUCUUCAGCCUCCUAGCCCCCCGCAUGAUGAGAUCCCCAACCCCUCCUAGUGGAGCCCUUCAGUCUGCCACCCCUCCACCCUUCAACCCUGACUGAUCCACCAUCUGCAGCCAAAACCAAUAUACCAAAACCAGUGCUGUGCUGGCACUUCCUCCCCUUUUUCAUCAUCCACAUUUUUCUCUGUUCAGUCCAUCACUAUAUGAACGAUAAGAACGGUCAAACGCUCUUGUAUCCGUCCAGACUCUUGUCUUGCUUGCAGCUGAAACCUCCAACCUCCUUUUCACUUUCUUGGAUUCAUUUGGACUGCAACACAUGCACAUUCAAGAUGCAUAGCAGUUAAAACCAAUCUCCUUCCUGGGUUUUCACCCUCCUACCAUCUCAAUCCCUCCACUUCCCUUCUUUAUGUCAUGAUGACCCCAAAGUGUUUCCCCAAACCCUGUCCUCCCUCAGAAUCUACUUGUUGCCAGAUACCAGCAUCAGUCAGUUCUCACAGUUCUCCACACCUCUAUACCAGAUGUAGACUGAAGCUUUUCAUUUGUGUAGAGGGACACUAUUAUCAUCAUCAACACUCACAGCUGACCAUCUUGGCUUUUCAUAUUGGAUAUAAUCUUCAAAGCCUCUCCGCACUUCUCUCAAGAGACUGAUUCAUGCUGGACAAAGUGGUUCCUUUUAAAGUAUGAGUUCACACGAACCACCAAACAUAUUUUUCCUGUUUACUCCAUGUAGAUAAUUUUAGGCAGGGGCAGAUAUAUCUUAAAAUGGAAGCUAUCUACAUACCUAGGCAUCCCAAGGAGUAUGUGGAAAAUAUACAUUUUUGACUUGGACAAACAAACCAUUUAGGUUAUUCUCACUAUCCAAUGUGUGUUGUACUUAAAAGCUGUGGUGUUGAUGCAUUCCACAAAGGCUAACAUAUACAGGAAGUUUUGGGAGAAGGCUGGUCACCUUCCAUGCUUGGUGAUGAGAUACAUAGACACCAACAAUGAGAUGAAAGAAACUAUAAAAUCUCAGUUAAACUGAGGGGAACUGUUGUGUUGGGUGAAAAUUCUCUUUUGCUUUAUUACUGAGUGACAUCUGCUACAGUACACAUUUGACCCAUUGUUAAAAAUAUUGAUUAGCACAGCUUUAAAUGUACCUGUACAACCAGGCCUGUGAUGUAGUUGGCCUAACUUGGAUGGAUACAGGGAAAAUCUCUACCUGUCUAUCCAAAAAUUCCAAAGUUGUAGUAUCUGUAUAUAUUUAAUAUGUGGGAAUGAAACACCAGCAUUUUGGAGCAGUUGUGUUGGGAGGCAUUUCUUGACCUCUUGACCAACAGCAGCUGGCUACAGGGUCUGCCAAGUCCUGUCCUCAUACAUGUUGAGAGGCUGCCAGGUUUGAGCACUGUCCAAAGUGAACAAAAAGCCAGGUGAUGCUUUUUAUCAUCUCUUAACAACAAUAAAAGGACUUCUUGGAGGGUGUAUUUUGUCAGAUUUUUGGCAGAGCUAGGCCAAAUUUAGUCAGUGGGUCAAAGCCACCUGACUGGGCUUCAGUAAUCAAGAAUAUUUCCUGAAAUGUCAGAAGUAGGGUUAAGGCCUCAGAAUGAUUCAGUAUUGUGAGGUUAAAAGGAGAAAUUGUGUUUAUAGCUGUUCUGAAUGGCCACACUCAUCAUAGCCUCCUAAUGGCUGCAUCCCACUAUCUCUGUGAUCUUUCUCGACAAACUGUGUCUUUGCAGUUGCAGUGCAAUGAAUUGUACAACACCCAUCGGUCUUUUCUUAAAAGCAUUCUUGGUGUUGGCCUUGGCAAUACACAAAGAAUGGCAAUAGUGGUUGUUGAAUAAUUAAGAAAGAAACCUUGAGAGAAAAGUUCAGACCUUGAUUUCAUGGAAGAUGACCAGUGUGAACGUCUCCCAAAAACUUGUCUUUGUUAAUGCUACAACAUUUUAAUUCCAGUAAACCUGAAACAUCUUCUGACUGUUCCCAUGACCUGUGUACUUGUUUUUAGCUUAGAGGGCAUUGCAAAACACCCCGGUCCCUCAUCACCCCCCAGCCAGAGAUUGCUCCAGCAGUUGGAGGAAGAUUUGGAGAACAAACUCAUACGGACCAGUAACCCAGGUGGCAGACCACUAGCUGCUGGGGUGAGAAAAACUGUGCUGUCUUGGCAGCAUCCUAGUUCACAUCCUUGUUUUCUUCUCCUGCUUUUCCUCCCAGUGUCCUUUGAGGUUGUGAGACUGUCGCAAAGAGACUUCAUUGUCAAGGCAUGGGAGACUGGGUCGUCCGCCCGCCUCCCUCCUCGUCUGUUCACUGUCUGACCGCCAGAAUAUAAUGCCCAACACACCUGACACCCUCAUCCCCUUUUAUUAGUCAAGGAGGGAAAGACUGACACAUGUAUGCAUUGCUUCCAGUGUCGUAACUACUGGACUUGGUUCAUUUGGAAUUUAUGAGUUAGCAAGUUUUCUGAGAGCUGAGAAAAAAUGUCUUUGUAGGAUUAACUUUUUUGUUGUCUUUAAUUUGUUUUUGUUGUUUUUUUUCUGUCACACACACGCACACACACACACACACACACACAAACACACAAAACAAUUUAAAAAGAGCAAAUUAAAUGUGGUGGAGAUGUUCCAAAACCCAUCCUGGAAUCAGGUGAUGUAGUACUUUAUUUGUCCCCUCUAGUUUGUGAAAUAGACUGUGGACACAUCAGAUGUUUACCAUGCGGUAGCCUAUAGCCAUCGUGUCCCUUUUGUCAUGGAAUCAUUGCUCUGUGUAGUCUAUAGUGGCAUCCACUUUUAUCAUGGAAAAGUGUAUUAGGAAGAAGACUGUAUAUCAUGUUCUGUUAUCUCUGUGUUGUCGAAGCAGUAAUAACACCUUUCUCACUGUC
Lates calcarifer (barramundi perch) is the source of this 4698-nucleotide messenger RNA. RefSeq names its product coactivator-associated arginine methyltransferase 1 (gene carm1). Lineage: Eukaryota; Metazoa; Chordata; Actinopteri; Centropomidae. The record is from RefSeq and is a predicted model, not a curated record. Gene Ontology annotation, biological process: peptidyl-arginine methylation. Gene Ontology annotation, molecular function: protein-arginine N-methyltransferase activity. The transcript has 16 exons.